Fraxinus pennsylvanica is the source of this 1341-nucleotide messenger RNA. The record is from the annotation of a GenBank genome assembly. NCBI's taxonomy places the organism in Eukaryota, Viridiplantae, Streptophyta, Magnoliopsida, Lamiales, Oleaceae.
AUGAGAGGGGACCCACAGAUGUGUGAGAUUGGAACAGCAAGAUCUCUUUUCGAGUGCUGUGAAGAUUGGAUUGGAUUGGAUCUAAUAUUGAAACGGGAGCCUUUCACCAUUUCAGACAACAAAAUGUAUCAUCACCACCACCAAGGAAAAAACCUUCAGCCCUCUGCAAGAAUGUUCACUCCAUCUGAAAGGCACUUGUUCCACCAAGGUGCAAAUGGAACCGGAGAUUCAGGACUUGUACUUUCCACCGAUGCCAAGCCAAGACUGAAAUGGACUCUGGACCUCCAUGAGCGGUUCAUAGAGGCAGUUAAUCAACUUGGCGGAGCAGACAAAGCUACUCCAAAAUCAGUCUUGAAACUUAUGGGAAUUCAAGGACUAACCUUAUACCACUUGAAGAGUCACCUUCAGAAAUACAGACUCAGUAAAAGCCUCCAAGGGCAAGCUAACAGUGGGAUCAACAAAGCUGCUACAGGAGAAAGGAUGCCCGAAACGAAUGGAACUCACGUGUCUCAUCCAAGCAUGGUCAACCAAACAAAUAAAAAUUUACCUUUAAGUGAAGCAAUACAACUGCAAAUUGAAACGCAGAGAAGGCUACAUGAGCAGCUCGAGGUACAACGCCAUUUACAGCUCCGCAUAGAGGCUCAAGGUAAAUAUUUACAGUCUGUACUUGAGAAAGCACAGGAAACUCUUGGAAGACAGAACUUGGGAACAACUGCUCUAGAGGCUGCCAAGAUUGAGUUAUCUGAUUUGGUGUCCAAAGUAUCCACACAAUGCCUGAAUUCAGCAAUUUCAGGGACGAAAGAACUGUCGGAUAUGUGUCUUGAGCACACACAAAUGAAGCCAACAGAUGAUUCAAUCAAUAAAUGCUUAACCUCCAAUGAAGGUUCUAUGAGGGACCAAGAACUGUACAUUAAUCAAAUGGGAUUGACAACUUUGAAUUUUAGAGCACUAACCAAGCGGAGGGAGGAUGACAAUGAACCCAAGCUGCAAGAUACAGAACUCAUAUGGUGCGAUGACAUGACAGAGAGCAGAAAGUUUCUUUCCACUAUGGAUGACAAUAAAAACUCCCGCAAUUUAUCAAUGAGCAUUGGACUUCAGAGAGGAAAAUGGAACAGCAGCAGCAACUAUUCAGAGGAAACAUAUAAAGGAACUGGUACAGAGUAUAUAUUUUUGGACCAAGAUCCUCAUAUAAAUGAUUCAAAUAAUCUAGAGAAGCAGAAGACAUCGCCAAAGUUUCAACCACCUUACUCUUCAACCAAACUGGACCUAAACACAGAGGAUGAAAAUGAUGCUUCUUCAAGUUGCAAGAAUUUAGAUUUAAAUGGGUUUAGCUGGGGCUGA